UAUGCACACGACGAUUGCUUGCGGCCGUAAAAAUCCGGCCUGAAUUUCGUGCCAAUUUUAGCCUGGUCCGGUUGGUGGGCCGGCCGGGCGGAUGACGUCACGAUAUGAUCUCAAAGCAUGCAAACCAGUACGCGUAGACUCGGGCGAUGAUAUGAUGCGCUGUGCCUCCGUUCUAGGUCUAGUUCUAGCAGUAGCAGAGUCAUUUUCGCCUUAAAUAUCUUUUCCUUCCUCCAUGAUCCAACAGAGGAGUCUGUCAGGCAUGGAGUUCAAAAUCACCGUCUUCCUGAGUUUGACGUUCUGUUUUGUGCCUACCUAUGCGCUGAAUGACAGUCCAGUGAUUGGUGUCCUUUCUCAGAGUUCGGGAAGAUCGUUCAAGAAGUAUGGGGAUGCAUACAUUGCUGCCUCCUAUGUCAAGUUCUUGGAGUCAGCGGGAGCCAGGGUGGUCCCCAUUCUCAUCAAUCAAAACGAUUCCUACUACGAAGAGAUGUUUGCUUCUCUUAAUGGAGUUCUGUUUCCUGGCGGAGGGCUAAAUGACCCAAUCCACUCAGGAUAUGGCAAAGCUGGCAAGGCAUUCUACGAGCUAGCCGUACAGAGUUACAAAAAGCACGGGGAUUAUUUUCCAAUCUGGGCAACAUGCCUGGGUAUGGAACUCUUAACCCAGCUGACGGCAAACAAAAAUGUGUUGACAUCAACAGAUGCUAUUGACACAUCCUACCCCCUCCAGUUAACAAAAGAUUUCCAUGACAGUCGGCUUUUUCGUGGAGUGGACCAGUCUGUGCAGAACAUCCUGUCCAAUGAAAAAGUGACAUAUAACAACCAUCAUUACGGACUCACGCCAACGAAUUUCUCCAUGACAACAGCUCUGAAAGAAUUCUACCGAGUGUUGUCAACCAAUGUCGACAGCAAAGGGAAAACUUUUAUCUCCACUAUAGAAGCGAUAUAUUAUCCAUUCUAUGGCGUCCAGUUUCAUCCGGAGAAGAACCUCUUUGAGUGGAAGUCCAAGAAUAUCAACCACUCAUCAGAUGCUGUGGUGGUCACUCAGUACUUUGCAGAUUUCUUCGUGUCAGAAGCUCGCAAGAACUACCAUUCAUUCAGUGGUGAGACAUUGGAUAAAUACCUCAUCUACAACUACUCUCCCGUCUACACCAAUGGCAUCUCAUCCUUUGAGCAAUGCUACUUCUUCAAAGUGUAGUGUUUCAAGUGCCUGGAGCAGGGGUCCCAAAUUUUUUUUUUUUGGGGGGGGAGAGCACUUGUCUUUUAGGGGCCCAAAAAAUGUAUAGCCUCUCCGAGGGAUGGGACUUCAUUUGGGUCAUUUUACAAGCUUUAAAAAAAGAAGGGGAAUUAAAUAGACCCUGUAGAAUUUGCCUGUCUGUCAUUAUUUUUGUUGAAUUCUUUUUGGGUCUAGUAUUUUUUGUUUGGGUUUUUUUGAGGGGGGAUAUGGCCCUCACCACCCGUAGACCCACCCUUGACCUGGAAAGACGUGGAAAAAGAAAGUGACUAGUGAAAUUGUAUUUGAACCUGCCUUUGCAUGUUGAAGCAGCCAGUGCCAUGAACAAUUGUGCAGAGAAAAAUUAUAGAUAGUCCGAGGGGGCAUGUGCCCCAAUUUAGACAAACUUCUGAAAUGUAACUUAACUUCCUGAACAUAUUGAAUCUUUGUCUGUUUUUUCCAAAACUCCCUUUCCCCUGUUCUUAUUACUACUUUUGAUCUGUGGUUUUUUUUUUAAUUAGCUGGGUGCUGAUGACACCACAUACUGUUUACACGUACACUCUUUCAAAUGUUAAGUUUUGUUAAUUUUUAAAUCAUUAAUUUUCACAACUAGAUGUGGGAAAACAGGUCUUUAACCACAGUGAUGAUUACUUUUAUCCAAUGUCCAUCUCGUCUGUCGUGUACAUGUACACUGUUGGCAUGAAAACAUAAUGGUAAUAAUAAUUCUGGAGUUUCAUAACAUUGUCCCAUCCUGGCUUCCAUAAGAAUGCGCACAAAUUAAUCAAAACGUGACAUCAUCAGUACAGAGGCUUAUUAUUAACCAGACAUGCAGCUUUUCCUCAGAUCAGCCGAUUUCCUCGUUUUUCACUUUGCACCUAUGCCAUUGAAAAUUGAAAAACACUGUACAAAAUCUUGGAAAGAUUGGAAUUUCCUCGUUCUUUGCCAAAGUCCGAGUUACCUGCCUGAUCAAAACAUAGCAAUAUCAUGUCAUAGGUUUUGAAUUAUGAAGUGUAUCGAGUUUGUAAAUUGUUUAUUAUACCGUACAGCAAAUAUUACAUGUCACAUUUAUUUCAUCAUUUUGGAAGCUUUUUACACCUAUAAUGUUUGCAUUUUUGUCAGCGAGAGGAUUGUGAUGCAGCAUCACCACUCAUCUGCUAAUCUCUGGCACUCAUACUUUUUUACUCAGAGUGCAUAAAGGAAAUCCAUCGUAAGAGUGGUUACAUAAUAUGGAUUGUCAACAGAUACCUUUUUUCACACACUCAUGUUGCAUGGUAAGCCUUUCCUUUGAUCAUUUCUAGCGCCAUUCAUCCCUUGGGUGUAAGAAAGAGAAUGUUUCUUACAUCUGUCAUCACAGUUUGUUAAUUGUCUACCUAUUCAGCAUUAUGCAGUAUGUAUUUUUAUCGACAACUUUGUGCUGUAAACUUUUUUUUUUUAAUGGUUCAAAGUGGGUAAGAAAACGUCCAAGUACAGAAAUCUUUGGAGUGUGAUCAGUCAUACUUAAUGCAUGUGCUUCACAUUGUAUGAAUUGUAUAUUUAAAUGACAGUUAUAUAGCAACGGUGUAAUAAUUAUGAACAAGAUAAUUUAGCUGAAGUGAGGUUUUUUAUAUCAAUAUAUUUUCCUCUGCAAAUGUGGGGCUGUAAAGUUGAGCCAACUGUGUGUGUCAUUUUUGCAAUAAUGGUCAGUAUUUUUUAUAUUCUAAUCAGAACCACUGCUUUUAGAAAUAAAAAAAGGAAAUGAA
This is a messenger RNA of Acanthaster planci (crown-of-thorns starfish), 2946 nucleotides long. RefSeq names its product gamma-glutamyl hydrolase-like. Gene Ontology annotation, biological process: tetrahydrofolylpolyglutamate metabolic process. Gene Ontology annotation, molecular function: gamma-glutamyl-peptidase activity. Gene Ontology annotation, cellular component: vacuole. Lineage: Eukaryota; Metazoa; Echinodermata; Asteroidea; Valvatida; Acanthasteridae. The record is from RefSeq and is a predicted model, not a curated record.